GAUUUCCGGCGAGUUUCCAGGAGCGAUAGAAUGGCGUUGAGAUCGAUUUGCCGGCUGUCAAUUGAUUCGACCUUCAGGCAGUCGAGCCAUUUCGGAGCCACCGCCCGGCCGAGACGACCGUUCUUUGACACGCUCCUACGAAGUUUUGCCGCAGCAGCUAAGAACAUGGCACUGCCACGCGUUUUCUUCGACAUGACCGCGGACGACAAGCCCGUGGGUCGCAUCGUGAUGGAGUUGAGGAAAGAUUGUGUCCCCAAGACAGCAGAGAACUUCCGCGCACUUUGUACCGGAGAGAAAGGUUUCGGAUACAAGGGUAGCAGUUUCCACAGGGUGAUUCCGAACUUCAUGUGUCAGGGUGGUGACUUCACCAACCACAAUGGCACUGGUGGAAAGUCCAUUUAUGGCGCCAGGUUCGAGGACGAGAACUUUAAAUUGACUCAUACUGAACCUGGUAUACUAUCUAUGGCAAAUGCUGGCCCCAACACUAACGGCAGUCAGUUCUUCAUCACCAGUGCCAAGACCAGCUGGCUCGACGGAAAGCACGUCGUGUUCGGAAAAGUCACCGAAGGGAUGGAUGUUGUUAGAAAAUUGGAGGCCAUGGGUUCUCAAAGCGGCAAGACAUCCAAAAAGAUCAUAAUAGCGGAUAGCGGAGAGUUGUAGAUCAACUAGAUACUGUAAUGACUGCAUUUUUAUUUAGCUGUUGCAUACCUAUUUGCUGUCUUUAUUGCCCUACUUCAUCCAUUCCUAUUGACCAAAAUUCUCUCAUCGCAGCUAAUAAUUUGUUACCAAGCACGGAAAUUCAAACUUACUCAAUUUUGUAUAAAUGAAAGAAAUUGCCU
This is a messenger RNA of Cyphomyrmex costatus, 839 nucleotides long. RefSeq names its product peptidyl-prolyl cis-trans isomerase. The coding region runs from base 31 to 660 and encodes 209 amino acids. The record is from RefSeq and is a predicted model, not a curated record. Gene Ontology annotation, molecular function: peptidyl-prolyl cis-trans isomerase activity; cyclosporin A binding. NCBI's taxonomy places the organism in Eukaryota, Metazoa, Arthropoda, Insecta, Hymenoptera, Formicidae. The transcript has 3 exons. Gene Ontology annotation, biological process: protein folding; protein peptidyl-prolyl isomerization. Gene Ontology annotation, cellular component: cytoplasm.